Cryptomeria japonica (Japanese cedar) is the source of this 879-nucleotide messenger RNA. Its product is annotated as V-type proton ATPase subunit F. The record is from RefSeq and is a predicted model, not a curated record. Gene Ontology annotation, biological process: proton transmembrane transport. Gene Ontology annotation, molecular function: proton-transporting ATPase activity, rotational mechanism. Bases 212 to 604 code for a protein of 130 amino acids. NCBI's taxonomy places the organism in Eukaryota, Viridiplantae, Streptophyta, Pinopsida, Cupressales, Cupressaceae. The transcript has 5 exons. Gene Ontology annotation, cellular component: proton-transporting V-type ATPase, V1 domain; membrane.
GAUCAAACAACAAAAAAGUAAAAAGCGUGACAAAAGAAAGUUUCUCGUUAACCGAAAAGUGUUGACACGAGGAAAGGAAUAUCGAAGGAGCAGAACAAGCAGGUGCGCAAAAUCACAUUACAGUUGCAGAUAGGCACAUCAUCUAGGACAACCCUUUUUUAUUUCUUUAGGAGAAGAGUUAUAUUUGGUUUGACUGUAGAGAUUUUCUGCAAUGGCUGGGAGAUCUCAAGUUCCAUCUAACAAUUCUGCAAUCAUUGCAAUGAUUGCUGAUGAGGAUACGGUGACAGGGUUUUUAUUGGCUGGAGUUGGCAAUGUAGAUCUUCGGAGAAAGACAAAUUACUUAAUAGUUGAUUCAAAGACCACAGUUAAAGCCAUUGAAGAAACUUUUAAGGAAUUUACAUCAAAAGAAGAUAUUGCCAUUGUGCUAAUCAGUCAAUAUGUUGCAAACAUGAUUCGUUUUCUUGUAGAUAGCUACAACAAACCAGUGCCGGCUAUUCUGGAAAUUCCAUCAAAAGAUCAUCCUUAUGAUCCCACCCAUGACUCAGUUUUGUCACGAGUAAAGUACUUAUUCUCCAGUGAUUCAUCAUCAUCUGACAGGCGAUGAACCCUGUUUUAUAUUGGUCUGCCCCGUUUUGACAGAUACAUUUUUUCAUGGGGUAUGCUUAUUUUAUAUUGUUAGAGCAAUAUCCUCAAGCACACAGUUGUCUUUUCUGUAACCUCUUCAAUAUAUUUUUGAGAAUAACUGAUCAGUGUGUAGAUAAUUUAUAAUAGAUGGUAACUCCUGGAUAAGUUGCAGGCAAUUAGAUAUGGUGGCAUGUCCACUAGAUUGGGUUUAAUUCCAAAAUUAUAAUCUUAUUCUCUGCUGUGCCCUUCCGCCCA